AUGGGAAGCAUCUUGGAGAACUGCUUAAGAAGGCGAGAUGCUGGCUUGUUAAACCAGCUGCAGGAACUGGACAAGCAGAUCAGUGAUCUGAGGUUGGAUGUUGAAAAAACAGCAGACGAACACCUGGAGACAGACAGUCGUCCCAGCUCAGGGUUUUAUGAACUCAGCGAUGGAGCUUCCGGCUCACUUUCCAACUCCUCCAACUCCGUUUUCAGCGAGUGUCUGUCGAGCGGCCACUCCAGCACUUGCUUCUGCAGCCCUUUGGAUGCCUCCCUGAACAGCUCCGAUGGACGUCCCAAGUCCGCAGAUCUAAUUGGUUGGCUGGAAUAUAACAAAGGGGGCCAGCCUGAAGACCAGACGGUGGGGAUGGUCUCGUCUCCGGCCACGCCGUACUCGAAUUCCCUUGACGUGCUGGCAGAUAUACACCCAAAAUAUCAGUGUGACUUGGUGUCCAAAAACGGGAAUGACGUAUACCGUUAUCCUAGCCCCUUGCAUGCAGUGGCAGUGCAGAGUCCUAUGUUUCUCCUUCCGGUCCUCAGCAGCCCUCCGCGGGAAGGAGAAGAGAAAGCCAGUGACAGCGUGGUCAGGGUUUGUCCUGGACCUGAUCUGGACACGGUGAAACCGGGACCUUCUGUUCCCCCACACAACUCUCAGGCUGCACCCUGUCCGGCGACCAGCAGGAAGAUGGAUGGUUACAUCUUGAGCCUUGUGCAGAAAAAGACCCCUUCAGUGAGGACUAACAAGCCAAGAACAAACCUGAACGCAGACCCAGCCAAAGGGAUUUUGAGACACGGGAGUCUGUGUGUUCGGCAGGUGGCGGCCGUUGCCCAGAACAACACCUCGAGCCUUAAGAACUUGAGUCAGGCCUUUCCGUCCCCUGGUGGAACCGCUGCUCUCCUGGAUAAUGGUGCCUUUUCUCCCUUAAAGCAGCACGCAAAGGAAACGGAGCUUCUGGAGACCCAAAAGACAGCGCUGCCUCCAGGCUUUCCACCAAAUGCUAAUCAUGAGCUUCCAAGCAAACACCCCAUAAGGAGUGUCAAACCUCCAGAGGCGACGCGGUGUUCUGUGGCGACCAAGGCGGAUGUCAUGAAGGAAAGUGGCCAGUCCUUUGCGGCUUGUCCUAAAGAAAGCCCCUGUCGCCAUACAACACUCCUGAAGGAGAGCAAAGCCACCCAGCUCCCCAAAAAGAUACUGUUUAAAAACAAUGGGACGCAGGCAGCUCUCUCUGAUCCUCCGUCUCAGGAGCCCAGGCUUCCCCUGGAGUUCAAGAAUGAAGGGUUGUCUCCUCAGAGCCUGGAAGAGGGGUUACUGGUGAAUGCCCAGUACAUACCAGCUCAGCCACAAACAGUCAGGCUCCACAAGGGCAGUAGGAGCGUCAAAAUUCUCAAGAGCUCCUUGACGAAACACAGGCCCCAUCUUGUCACGGUGCUGGAAAAUGGGCCGCCGCUUGGAAGGGAGAAAGGAAAAUCUGUCAGCAAAAAGUGCCGAUUCCCAGAAGACCUGGAGACGCUAAAAAAGCCGAAAAAGGUGGCCUCGCGAGGCAGGAGAAGCCACCACUUGCUCCCUGAGGCCGGCCUUCCAGGUCGGCCCCCUGGUGUCCUUAAAUCUGCACUGAGGCCCCACGGCCGUGAGCCAGUGGUAGCCAAACCUAAGCACAAGCGGGCGGAUUAUCGUCGCUGGAAACUUUCGGCAGAGGCGUCUUACGAAGAGGCCCUCAGGAGGGCGAGGAGGAACCGGAGAGAAGCCGCCGGCGUCUACUCCCAGGUUCCCCACCCUUACAACAGCCCGUAUGCCUACAUGGCUAGCGAUUCGGAAUAUUCGGCGGAAUGCGAAUCCCUUUUCCAUUCCACGGUGGUGGACACGAGCGAGGAUGAAAAAAGUAACUAUACCACCAACUGCUUUGGGGACAGCGAGUCUAGCUUGAGCGGGGUGGAGUUUGUGGGGGAAAGCACGACAACCAGUGACUCGGAUGAGAGCGGGGGAUUUAUUUGGUCCCAGUUCGUCCAGACGCUUCCCAUCCAGGCAGUGGCCGCUCCUGAGCUCCAUGAAAACGCUGCCAAAACGUUUGUUAAGAUCAAAGCUUCGCACAACCUGAAGAAGAAGAUUCUGCGCUUUCGGUCUGGGUCUCUCAAACUGAUGACCACGGUCUAAAUGCAUCAUGAGUCAUAAAAGAGGGACAGGGAGGUUGAUGGUAAUCACACACCCAUGGCUACUGGGAAGACCAUGUGUGUGUUUAAAGAGAUAAUGUGCACCAGGUUUUGGGGAAGAUUCUGUGGGGUGUUUGUUCAGCGCACGGAAACCAUGCAGGUCAUGCCAGGCUAUGGCUUCCACAUCACCUGAGAAGAUGCUUUCUAAGUACAGGAUCCUUUAACUUGCAAGAAGUAGGGUUUCAGAGUCAUUCGUGCUGACAGCAGCCUUUUCAGGUGACCCACGGCAUGCGCGUUGAGGGCAAUGAGCACAACAAGACCCUGUGCAGCUGUUGAGUGAAGGUGGCAAACCUUUCUCGCUGCCCUUGAGUGUCAGAAUAGGGAGCCUCUGACCAUUUUAGAAUCCCAGUUUGGCCCAUUGGGAUUCCCCCGAUGGCCAUGCCCUUGACACCACUGAUGGUUGAUCUCUUGGCUUUGAAAUAUGGCCUCCUCUUGGCAGCUGCCAACUGGAAAGACCAGCUGGGUACUUUUUGGGCGGAUAGAUUAGGCUUGAGGGCAAGUGUGCCAUUUUGCUGCUUGACAUGGGUAACUAGGUAUAUGCUGUUGGUGCUUGUCGGUGCUGGAAUUUUCAGAUAUUUUCUGGAUGACAUACCCUGUAGUUCUCCAUUCUGGGAAACCUACUUGAUUUACACACACCUUGCAGACACCUAAAUGUGGCUCGCCUAGGAGAGAAGGCCUAAACAGGAAGGUUCUGAGGCUUAGCGAGGCCACACUCCACCCAAGCUCUUGUUCCCGCCCCAGCGUUGUUCUUUCUGAACUGAAAUCUGGGUGGAGCUGACCUUCUGAGCCACCCAGCUGAGGACCUUUCUCACAGCUGAGCUACAUUAUGGUGCCUGUCAGGUGUGUGUAAGUCAGCUAGAACUCCCGGAAUGGGGAAUUAUGGGAAAUCCAAAGAAUUUCCUCGCUAGGUGCUUCAAACUUGCAGGGGUAUAUGGCGUUAGACUGUAAGCAGCUCUGUGGUGAAGCUGGUACUCUAACCAAGAUAACUCAAGGCCAGGCCACAUUUAUGAUAAAUGCAGCGUUCCAUGUUGUGUGAUUCUUCUCUUAAAAAACAAAACUGAAUUGCAUACGUGUGGGAUGGCUGAUCAGGAAGGUUUCACCCAGCUCUCUUCUAGCCCUGAGGAGAAUCUCACCCCCGUCCUUUCUCCUUGUCAUGGAAGUAAGAUGCUGUGACAGCACCUUCCCUCCUUGCUACAUGUGGAACAUGGCCUGUUUGUGCCAAAUCAAGGGACCCUUCCUCUCCCAUGGCAGUUCCGAGCCUGAUGGUGCCUUCCUUGCAUCAGCUAUUUUUUUUUUUGGCGGGGGGGACGUUUCGAAAACAUAAGAGCAAUCUGCAUUGACUAUAAUGUGUCAUUUGGCCUUGGUGGACUCAGAGUAGGGAAUCCUAAAUCACGGCAACGGGAAGGCUGCACCUCCUACGGAAAGUUGCUCUUCUGGACUACAGUUCCCAGAAUUCCUAACCGGCCUGGCUGGCCGAAGAUUUGCAAACGUAUAAAAUGUUUACGGUCUCACCUAACUGUGCCUGCCUGCCUUGGUUGCCUGUGGCAUGUCAAGAGCCUUACAAGCAAUACCCUCUGGUUUACAAACAUUUACUGGGUCACUUAAGACCCCCGUUCUGAAGCUUGCCAUAAGCUGCUGCUGGACAGGUAGCAAUUCUCAAGUAGCAAUAAGAUCAACAAUUGUCUUGCCCUGUGCCCUCGGUAGACAACUUCAAACUUGCAGGGGUUGUUGAAUUGCAACUCCCGGAAUCCCUAACAGACCUAGUACUAGGGGAUUAUGGGAUGUGCAAGGCCAGCAACAUCUGGAAGGCAGUAAUUGCCCACCCCUGUUCUAUGCAGAACCUUUUCUUGGUUUCUGCUGCUGCUGCUUCUCUUUCAAGCUGUGCACUAAUUUGCAAAAACAACUCUCUCUGGCCGGCGUGCUCUCGGUGGGCCUGCAUGGGCUCAAGCGCACAGUUCCCUACUUAAACAAGGUGCUUUUUGUAAAUAACUCCCUCCUCCCCUGAAUGCUGUUUUGUUGUUCAAUGUACAUAAUUACAUUUUAAAGGGACGGCUUAAACAAUGCCACUUGAACUUCCAAAUGUUGUAAGGUUGAUACUAGUGCCUUUACAGUGGCAAAACAAAGACCAUUCUGCUAGUUUUG
Molecule: messenger RNA, 4349 nt
Organism: Pogona vitticeps (central bearded dragon)
Lineage: Eukaryota; Metazoa; Chordata; Lepidosauria; Squamata; Agamidae
Source: RefSeq, a predicted model, not a curated record